CGGACGCGCGGAUCGACGGACCGAGCGGCAGCGGCUGCGAGCGAGCGAGCGAGGGGAUGUUGCUGCCGCUGCCGCCGCUGGAGAGGUUGCUGAGCGCGCGGGAGCUGCCCGGCGGGAGCCGGCGGUGAGGCGGGCGCCCUGCCUGAGCCAGCAGCAUGUCCCGAAAGAAGAGCCCCAAGACCAAGGGCGGCGGCGCAGGCACAGCCUCGGCGCCUUCCUCCGCCCUGCCCGGCCAGGGCUCCCGGGGCGCGGCGCCGACGGCAGCUCCCAAGGGCGCCGCUGGAGCUGGAGCCGGAGCCGGAGCCCGGAGCGCCCCAGCCGCCGCUGCCGGCUCCUCCACUGCCAACGGGGCGGCGCUGCCCAGCCGACCCUCGCUGAGCUCCAGCGGCGAGUUCUACGACGUCGCCUUCAAGGUGAUGCUGGUUGGCGACUCCGGCGUUGGCAAGACCUGCCUGCUGGUGCGGUUCAAGGAUGGUGCUUUCCUGGCUGGCAGCUUCAUCUCUACAGUGGGCAUUGAUUUCAGGAAUAAAGUCUUGAAUGUGGAUGGCGUAAAAGUGAAGUUGCAGAUCUGGGACACGGCCGGCCAGGAGAGGUUCCGCAGUGUGACACAUGCCUAUUACCGAGAUGCCCAUGCUUUGCUGCUGCUCUAUGACGUCACUAACAGAGCCUCCUUCGACAACAUCCAGGCUUGGCUGACAGAAAUCCAUGAAUACGCAAAGCAAGACGUGGUCCUGAUGUUGCUGGGAAACAAGGUGGACUCAGCCCAGGAGCGAGUGGUGAAACGAGAAGAUGGGGAGAAAUUAGCCAAGGAAUACGGAGUGCCCUUCAUGGAGACCAGUGCCAAGAGUGGCUUGAAUGUCGACUUAGCGUUCACAGCUAUCGCCAAGGAGCUGAAGCACAGAUCUAUGAAGCUGCCCAAUGAGCCUCGCUUUAAACUCCACGACUACGUCAAGAAGGAGGUGAAAGGCGCCGGCUGCUGCAGGUCCUAGAACACCGCCUGGCCCAUUUGAGGUUCCGCCCUUUGUACAAAGACUCGCAACCAGCACCCCACAUCCCCUGCUGCAUCUGUCUGUGCCACUACAUGAUUCCUUCUUUGUGUCUGUGUGUUUGUCCAGGUGAAAUUGGACAUGUGGGAGCGCGGGAGGCGGAGGAGGGCCUGGGUGGCUUCUUUCCAGGAAGCCAGACACAGCUAAGAGGCUAAAAAUAAUAGAUCUGUCGGGGAAGAAGGUAGUUGACAAUCAACAGGAAUCGUGGCAGCGAGUGAAGGAUCUUUGGCAGCCUUCAAGCACGGGCGCCACUAAAACGAAUGGGUGUGUGGUUUGUGUGAAUGGACAUGCAACUCCUGUGCAUUUGGGAGGUGCACACGUAGGACAUUUUCCUAGGGGGUGGCAUUCUGUGCCCCCUUUGAUGUUAAGCUUUUCCCUGUUGGCGGCAAUCUUUUGGGAAUUGUGCUCCACGUUAUAGUUGCAGCUUCAGCAAGUACCCAGGCCUGGUACUUCCAACCCUUAUAAGUUCUUUAUUAUGGUUUUUCAAACUCCGCUGGCGCAAUACAUGCCCUGCAUAUGUAAUAUGGCACCCAGAGCAAGCACAGAAUUCGACACCCCUUAAUUCUGAGUAGGUACCCUUAUAAAUUUAAGUUUUAUUAUCGUUUUGCGCUCCCUUGGCUCUGCACACCCCGUGCAGGGGGACUGCUCCCACCUCCCUAAAUCCUGCACUGUUCUUAACAUCCGAGAAAGGGAGGGGAAAUUGCUGCUGCCUGCAACAUGUGGAUAGCCUGUAGGGAGGAAGAAAAAAAUCCCGUGUUUUCUUCUUGGGUCGCUUGACCGCUGGGAGUUGGACUGGCUCAUUCCGGAGCGCAAACACUUUGGUUUCUUUUUGUGGAGGUAGGUUAUAAGACAAAGCUAACUGGUAUCUUUGAAGUAACUAUUUUUAAAGUGCAAUUUGUCUCCCACCACUCAGUACUGUAACUCCCUUGCUGUCUCUCUCAUGGUUGCUCUUGGAUACAAGAGGGUCUUUUUCAAACAGCUGCAACGUCAUGUAAAAAAACGCUUGCCCUUUCAGCUACUUUGAUGGUGGUGCUGCCUAGCUUUCUUUUUAUGGCAGGGGUUUGAAAAUGCAGCACUUUGCUUCCCCCACCCCAUAGGAGCAGGCAAGUGCGAUGCUCAUGGAGGUUUGUGGGGUCCCCAGGAAGGGGCUUUGCUGUUCUUUGUUGCAAGGGAAGCUGCUGAGAAACCACCUUGCCCGCUUCUGCCUGCAGCCCUCCCUGACUUCCACCUCCCGUUGGCCUCAAGAAAAGGGAGGCCGGGAGCAAGCACAAGGCAACAAGUCUGACUCAAUAGCCAUAAGCAAAAUCUCACAAACUAGCCCCAGAUCUUUGGCACAGCGCCAGCCCUUGGCAGUACAGGAAUAACCCAACACCUUACAUCGCCAUUGUAAGGAUAAUUGAGAAUGUAUAUGAAGUGCUUUGUACACUCAAAGUGCUAUAUAUAUGUAUAUUUAUUUAUAAAUACUAAGUUAUCGUGCUUUCUUUGGUACUGUGGGAGUUUUGUGUGUGUGUAUGCUGCUCAUUUUCUUUUACUUAAAAUCUUUAUUCAGAA
This is a messenger RNA of Zootoca vivipara (common lizard), 2597 nucleotides long. It is a transcript of the gene RAB26, whose product is annotated as RAB26, member RAS oncogene family. Gene Ontology annotation, molecular function: GTP binding; GTPase activity. Lineage: Eukaryota; Metazoa; Chordata; Lepidosauria; Squamata; Lacertidae. The record is from RefSeq and is a predicted model, not a curated record.